UCUCAAGUAAUAGCUUAAAUGCUAAGGUACCCCUGUCUCCUAGCCUGAAGAGAAAUCAAGCUUCGAAAUCUCUUCUAGUUGUGACACAGAAAGAGGAGAAGAAAACAACCAUGACUUCCACAAACACCCAGAUCAUCUCUUAUCCUCCUUCUUCUUCUUCUUCUAAAUCAACCCAUCAAUUCACUUAUGAAGUCUUCUUGAGUUUCAGAGGAGAAGACACCCGCUAUGGUUUCACAGAUCAUCUUUAUGAGGCUUUGAUUUCCAGUGGAAUUCGCACCUUUAGAGAUGAUGAAGAACUGGCGAGAGGAGGAGUAAUUGCAUCUGAGCUGCUGGAAGCUAUUGAAGAAUCAAAGAUUUUUGUUAUCAUUUUUUCGGAAAACUAUGCUGCCUCUAGGUGGUGUCUAGAUGAACUCGUGAAGAUCAGUGAGUGUGGGGCAACGGAGGGGCGACGGAUUCUACCAAUUUUCUAUCAUGUGGAUCCAUCCCAUGUGCGGAAGCAAAGAGGGAGUUAUGAAAAGGCAUUUGUUGAUCACGAAAAGGAAGCAGAUGAGGAGAAAAGGGAGAAGAUUCAAAAGUGGAGAAGUGCCUUGGCAAAAGUUGGCAAUCUAGCUGGAUAUGAUCUACAAAAAUAUCAAUAUGAGACAAGACUUAUCAAGGAAAUCAGUGAUGUCAUCCUCAAAGAAUUGAACUCCAAGCUCUUACUACAUGUUAGCAAGAACAUAGUUGGAAUGGAUUUUCAUUUGGAAGAAUUGAAAUCAUUAAUAAAAAUUGAGUCAAAUGAUGUUCGCAUGAUUGGGAUUUAUGGGCUUGGUGGAAUUGGCAAGACCACAAUUGCCAAAGUUGUAUAUAAUAAUAUCUCACAUCAAUUUGAGAGUAGAAUCUUUCUUGAAAAUGUUAGAGAAAGAUCCAAAGACCAAUCAAGUCUACUUCAAUUACAGAAAGAACUUCUUAAUGGUGUUGUGAAGGGAAAAAAUCUAGAAAUAAGUAAUGUUCAUGAAGGGAUUGAUGUGAUAAGAAAGAGGUUUAACUCUAAAAAGGUUCUUCUUAUUCUUGAUGAUGUAGACAAUUUGAAGCAAUUAGAAUUCUUACCUGAAGGGCAUGGUUGGUUUGGUCCUAGAAGUAGAAUCAUCAUAACCUCUAGAGAUCAACAUUGUCUAAAUGUGCUUGGUGUCAAUGCAUCAUAUAAAGUUGAGGCACUAAGUUACAAGGAGUCUAUUCAACUUUUCUGUCAACAUGCCUUUAAACAAAACAUUCCUAAAAUUGACUAUGUAAACCUCUCAGAUCAUGUAGUAAAUUAUGUGAAAGGCCUACCAUUAGCUCUUGAAGUUUUGGGUUCCUUUCUUUUUAAUAAAAGUGUGCUUGAUUGGGAAAGUGCAUUACAAAAACUAAAGGAAAAUCCCAACAUAGAAGUCCAAAAUGUACUUAAGAUAAGCUUUGAUGGAUUGGACAAGAAAGAGCAAGAAACAUUCCUUGACAUUGCGUGCUUCUUCAAGGGAUGGAAUGAAAAUGAUGUAACAAGACUAGUAGAGCAUGGAAAGAUUGUAAUAAGAGUUCUUAGUGACAAGUGCCUCAUAACUCUUUUUGGUAAUACCAUAAGGAUGCAUGAUUUGGUAGAAGAAAUGGGUAGAGAAAUUGUUCGACAUGAACAUCCUAAAGAGCCUGGGGAAUGGAGCAGAUUGUGGGACCCCAAGGAUAUUUCCCUUGUAUUGAAAAAAGAAAUGGGAACGAAAGCAGUUGAAGCGAUAUUUCUAGACAUGUGUACAUCAAGAGAGAUCUCAUUUACUACUGAAGCUUUCAAAAGGAUGGAGAGACUUAGAUUAUUAAAAAUUUAUUGGAGUUGGGGUUUUCGUAAUUAUACGGGAAAACGGUGUCAAAAGCUCCUCCUUCCUGAAGACUUUCAAUUUCCUUCAGAUUAUUUAAGAUAUCUUCAUUGGGAAGGAUACUCUUUGAAAUCCUUGCCUUCAAAUUUUGAUGGAGAGAACCUCAUUGAACUCAACUUGCAGCAUAGCAAUAUAGAACACCUUUGGCAAGGGAAAAAGUAUCUUGAAGAGUUGAAGAUCUUGAAUUUAUCAAAAUCUCGGCAGCUGAAUGAAAUCCCACACUUCUCAAAUAUGUCAAAUCUGGAGCAACUAGAUGUUGAAGGUUGUAGAAGUUUGGAUAAUGUUGACUCAUCUAUUGGUUUCUUGAAGAAGCUUACUUUGUUGAAUUUGAGAGGGUGCCAAAAGAUUAGGAUCUUGCCAAGUACAAUUCAAAACUUGGUCUCUCUUAAAAGUCUUUAUAUAGAUGGUACUGCUAUUGAAGAAUUACCCUCCUCAAUCUGUCAUCUCACCUCACUUCAGUUGCUAUCUAUUCGUGAAUGCAAAAACUUAAGGAGUCUUCCGAGCAGCAUUUGUAGGUUGAAAUACCUUGAAAAACUUAAUCUCUCUGGUUGUUCAAACUUGAAGACUUUUCUGGAAAACAUGAAGGAUAUGGAAUGCUUAAAGUCGCUUGAUUUAAGUGGAACGUGUAUAAAAGAGCUUCCAUCAUCAAUUGAGUUUCUAAAACAUCUCGCUUAUUUGCGGUUAGUGAAGUGUGAAAACUUGAAGAGUCUUCCGAGCAGCAUUUGUAGGUUGAAACACCUUGAACAACUUAAUCUCUCUGAUUGUUCAAACUUGGAGACUUUUCCGGAAAUCAUGGAGGAUAUGGAAUGCUUAAAGUCGCUUGAUUUAAGUGGAACGUGUAUAAAAGAGCUUCCAUCAUCAAUUGAGUUUCUAAAACAUCUCGCUUAUUUGCAGUUAGUGAAGUGUGAAAACUUGAAGAGUCUUCCGAGCAGCAUUUGUAGGUUGAAACACCUUGAACAACUUAAUCUCUCUGGUUGUUCAAACUUGGAGACUUUUUCGGAAAUCAUGGAGGAUAUGAAAUGCUUAAAGUCACUUGAUUUAAGUGGAACGUGUAUAAAAGAGCUUCCAUCAUCAAUUGAGUUUCUAAAACAUCUCGCUUAUUUGCAGUUAGAGAAUUGUGAAAACUUGAAGAGUCUUCCGAGCAGCAUUUGUAGGUUGAAAUACCUUAAACAACUUAAUCUCUCUAAUUGUUCAAACUUGGAGACUUUUCCGGAAAUCAUGGAGGAUAUGGAAUGCUUAAAGUCACUUGAUUUAAGUGGAACGUGUAUAAAAGAGCUUCCAUCAUCAAUUGAGUUUCUAAAACAUCUCGCUUAUUUGCAGUUAGAGAAUUGUGAAAACUUGAAGAGUCUUCCGAGCAGCAUUUGUAGGUUGAAAUACCUUGAACAACUUAAUCUCCUUCAUUGUUCAAACUUGGAGACUUUUUUGGAAAUCAUGGAGGAUAUGGAAUGCUUAAAGUUGCUUGUUUUAAGUGGAACGUGUAUAAAAAAGCUUCCAUCAUCAAUUGAGUUUCUAAAACAUCUCGCUUAUUUGUUGUUAGUGAAGUGUGAAAACUUGAGGAGUCUUCCGAGCAGCAUUUGUAGGUUGAAAUACCUUGAAAAACUUAAUCUCUUUGGUUGUUCAAACUUGGAGACUUUUCCGGAAAUCAUGGAGGAUAUGGAAUGCUUAAAGUUGCUUGAUUUAAGUGGAACUUGUAUAAAAGAGCUUCCAUCAUCAAUUGAGUUUCUAAAACAUCUCGCUAAUUUGCAGUUAGUGGAGUGUGAAAACUUGAGGAGUCUUCCGAGCAGCAUUUGUAGGUUGAAAUACCUUGAAAAACUUAAUCUCUCUGGUUGUUCAAACUUGGAGACUUUUCCGAAAAUCAUGGAGGAUAUGGAAUGCUUAAAGUUGCUUGAUUUAAGUGGAACGUGUAUAAAAGAGCUUCCAUCAUCAAUUGAGUUUCUAAAACAUCUUGCUAAUUUGCAGUUAGUGAAGUGUGAAAACUUGAGGAGUCUUCCGAGCAGCAUUUGUAGGUUGAAAUACCUUGAAAAACUUAAUCUCUCUGGUUGUUCAAACUUGGAGACUUUUCCGGAAAUCAUGGAGGAUAUGGAAUGCUUAAAGUCGCUUGAUUUAAGUGGAACGUGUAUAAAAGAGCUUCCGUCAUCAAUUGGAUAUUUAAAUCAUCUUAUUUAUUUGCAUUUGAGCCACUGCAAAAACUUGAGGAGUCUUCCAGGCAGCAUUGGUUGGCUGAAAUUGCUUAGAAAACUCAAUCUCAAUGACUGUCCAAACCUAGUCACAGGGGACAUGGAAAAUUUAAUAAAUCUUGGUGUAUUAGAAACUCAGAAUAUGAUGGAUGGAGUAGCCUCAAGUGAUUUAUGGUGCUUAUCCUUGCUAGAAGUAUUAGAUCUAAGUCAAAACAAUAUGCGUCACAUACCUACUGCUAUUACUCAACUAUGUAAUCUAAGACGCCUUAAUAUCAGUCAUUGCAAGAUGCUUGAAGAAAUUCUAGAGGUUCCAUCUAGUCUAAGAGAAAUAAAUGCACAUGAUUGCCCGAUCUUUGGAACUCUAUCAAAUCCAUCUACUCUUCUUUGGUCUUUUCUCCUCAAAUGGUUCAAGACAGUUAAGCCUCCUUUGAAAUGGAGAAGUAUUAAUCUAGGAGGUAAUGGAAUUCCAAGGUGGGUACUGCAUCAGGAAAUGGGAAGCCAAAUAAGAAUAGAGCUUCCUAUGAAUUGGUAUGAAGAUAACCACUUCCUUGGAUUUGGAUUUUUCUGUCUUCAUCAUCAAUCAAAAGAAAUUUCUUUAUAUUUGAAAUUUGGAUUUGGAUUCUAUGUUGACGAUCUAAUAGAAAUUCUCGAGAUUAAUGAUAGUGAAUCAGAUCAAGUGUUGCUAGUGUACUAUCCUAAGAUUGCUAUUAGGGACGAGUUCCACUCCAAUCAAUAUAUGCACCUUGAGGCUUCAUCUGAUGAAUAUGGUUGGGCCAGAAUCAAAAGUUGUGGGGUUCAUCUUAUAUACUCUCAAGAUGAUCAAUAGAACCAUAUCUCGUCGGUAGAUUUUCUUGGCACCCAAGAUGGUGAAGACAACCUAUGUUGUUGAAUCUUCUUGAGAAUUUUGGUGACAACAUAUCAACAACAAAAGCUAUGAAGAGAAGCCGUGAUGACGCAGAAUAUAACCAAGCGGAGGAACCACACCAUAAAAGAUCGAGAGAACCCAAUACCCAUCUCAAGCUUUAAACUCAAACACCAACCAACAGGACUCCCCUGAGACGGAUUCUGUCAUUUCUCAAUC
Vitis riparia (riverbank grape) is the source of this 5138-nucleotide messenger RNA. Its product is annotated as disease resistance protein RPV1-like. The transcript has 6 exons. The record is from RefSeq and is a predicted model, not a curated record. NCBI's taxonomy places the organism in Eukaryota, Viridiplantae, Streptophyta, Magnoliopsida, Vitales, Vitaceae. The coding region runs from base 111 to 4883 and encodes 1590 amino acids. Gene Ontology annotation, molecular function: ADP binding. Gene Ontology annotation, biological process: signal transduction; defense response.